AUGGAUGGGAAUUGGUUGUUACAAACAUUUAAUAAAAUAUGUGCAUCACUUAUGAAGAAAUAUUCUUAUGAAAAACAAUAUGAACUGCUAUUGGAAGCAUCAGACGUGACAGAAGAAGAAAUAUUACAACCGAAAUCGUUCCAUACAACCCGUUUUGUUAGUUCGCAACUACGUGUGUAUGAGACAAUGUUCAGAGAUUGGUCCACUUUUUAUUAUUUGCAAGAAGAAGAAGAUAAAAUAAUGACAUUCAAUCAUGGAAAUGUCAGUACAAGAACCAGACAAAAAGUUAGUGUACAACAAACAGGUGAUAAAGAUACGGGUAGUAUUAAGUUAGAAGAAAUAAAAUCUUCUGAUUUUGUAUCAUCAUUAUCUGUGCAACAAGUGAACAGAUAUCCAUGGGAAUACGACGAUUCAAUCGAAUAUUUAAAAGAACGUCUAACUGAAUAUGGAAUAUUGCUUAGAACAUUAGAUAUAAAAUCAACCCAAGAAGUAGAAUAUUCACAAGAAUUUCAAGCAGAUAGAUCAGUUAAUUCACCAGCUGAGGGUGAAGUUAAGAUGGAUGACGAUGAAGAAGAUGAAAUGACGAUUCAACAACAACAAUCAACCACUUUUAUGGAACAACAUUAUCAUGAAUUGUUACAAUUUGAAUUUAAACAAUUUUCACUUAUGAAGCGAGGUACUGAUUAUGAUUUGGAUGAUUCAACUGAGCGUGCAUGUGGAAAACUAAUUGAACUAUGUCAUUAUUUAGUUGAAGCAAUUUCGAAACGAUUUCAAGAUCUUCCUGAAAUUUUUAUAACAAUGAAAAAUUGUUUAGAUGUUGGACGUUUAUAUCAUGUUUUUUUGAAUGAAUGUUAUACUUAUCGAAAAAGCACGGCCAUUAGCCGUUACUCUAAAGAAGCAAUUUAG
This is a messenger RNA of Didymodactylos carnosus, 906 nucleotides long. Lineage: Eukaryota; Metazoa; Rotifera; Eurotatoria; Philodinida; Philodinidae. The record is from the annotation of a GenBank genome assembly.